UGGAGUGGAGCUCCGUCAGAGGACCAGGGAGAGCGUGGUGAGGAAUCCCAGCAGCCCCCCCGGAGAGUGCGAGCCGGACCGGCUGGACCCCCUCCCCCUGCCCCCGGAGGAGGACCCGAGAGAGACCCACGUUGCCACGGGAGAGGCCUCGGUUCAGGGCUGAAGGAUGUUUACCUCGGUGAAGGCCUUUGAGGGGCAGCAGUACUCCACCCUGAAGAGGCAGUGCCUGCAGAGUGGCCUCCUGUUUGAAGACCCCCGCUUCCCCACCACUGACGACUCGCUCUUUCACCAGGGCAACAGGAUUGGACGUGUGGUCUGGAAGAGGCCUCAGGAACUGUGUGAGGACCCUCACCUGUUUGUGGAUGGCAUCAGUGCACAUGAUCUACAUCAGGGACAGUUGGGCAACUGCUGGUUUGUUGCAGCUUGUUCCAGCCUGGCAUCCAGAGAGUCUCUGUGGCAAAAAGUCAUCCCGGACUGGAAGGAGCAGGAGUGGGACACCGAAAAGCCUGACUCGUAUGCUGGGAUUUUCCACUUCCGCUUCUGGCGCUUUGGUGAGUGGGUGGACGUUGUGAUUGACGACCGGCUGCCAACAGUAGACAACCAGCUCGUCUACUGCCACUCCAAUGACAGCAACGAGUUCUGGAGCGCCCUGGUGGAAAAGGCCUACGCCAAGGUUUACGGCUGCUACGAGGCCUUGGAUGGGGGAAACACAGCAGACGCCCUGGUGGAUUUUACGGGCGGUGUUUCGGAGCCUGUGGACCUUCUAGAGGGUCAGAUGGCGACAGAUGAGGUGUCUCGUAACCAGCUGUUUGAACGAGUACUCAAGGUCCACAACAGAGACGGCCUCAUCAGCUGCUCUAUCAGGGCGACCACAGUGGAGGAUAUGGAGGCUCGGCUGGACUGCGGCUUAGUCAAAGGCCACGCCUAUGCUGUGACAGACGUUCGGAAGGUGCGGCUCGGUCACGGACUGCUGGCCUUCUUCAAAUCGGAGAAGCUGCACAUGAUCCGCAUGAGGAACCCCUGGGGCGAGAAGGAGUGGAGCGGCCCGUGGAGUGACAGCUCUGAGGAGUGGAACAAGGUGAGCAAAAGUGAGAGAGAAAAGCUUGGCGUCACCGUGCAGGAUGACGGCGAGUUCUGGAUGAACUUUGAUGACUUCUGCCAGUAUUUCACUGACCUGAUCCUCUGCCGCCUCAUCAACACCUCCUACCUGAGCAUCCACAAGACCUGGGAGGAGGAGGUGAUGAGGGGCUCCUGGAUCCACCGCCAGGACCCUCUUCGGAACCGAUCGGGAGGCUGCAUCAACCACAAGACCACCUUCCUGCAGAACCCUCAGUAUGUGUUUGACGUGAAGAAGGUGGAGGAUGAGGUGCUGAUCUGCUUGCAGCAAAAAGAGAAGAGAGCCACGCCCAAAGAAGGCAAAGGGGAAAAUCUUGCUAUCGGCUUCGAUAUCCACAGGGUGGAACUGAAUCGAAAGUACCGUAUGCACACAGCCCAGCAGAAAGUAGCCGGUUCCAUUUACAUCAACUCGCGCUGCGUCUUCCUCAGGAAGGAGCUAAUGGAAGGUCGAUACGUCAUCAUCCCCACCACCUUUGACCCCGGGCAGCAGGGAGAAUUUCUGCUCCGGGUCUUCACUGAUGUGCCUUCAGACUGCAAAGAACUGACUCUGGACGAUCCUCCUCAGACCUGUUGGACAGGGAUGUGUGGCUACCCUCAGCUGGUCACUCAGGUCCAUGUAGUGAGUGCUGAGGGGCUGCAGGGACAGGACACCAACGGAGCUGUGGAUUCUUAUGUGAUAAUCACCUGUGAAGGAGAGAGGGUUCGUUCACCAGUUCAGAAAGACACACGUUGCCCAAAUUUUGACAUCAAAGGCCUGUUUUAUCGCAAAAAGCCCAAGGAAGCCAUCCAUAUCGAGAUCUACAACAAGAACAUGAUCAUGGACACCUUCCUGGGACAGGUGGUCCUGUUCAGCGAGCCCAAUGAGCGGCAGGAGCAGCACACGCUUCACCUCCGUGACAAGGGCAGUCGCCAGGACAACGACAUCCCGGGCAUGCUCACUGUGCGCCUAUUCACCUCCACCACACUCACCAACAUCUGACGAGCUCGUUACCGAAUCUGGGGAAGCUCACCCAUCUUUCUGAGCUCACUGUCCUUCACUUUGUUUUCCCACUUUUUCUUUUUGGGGAGUUUUUCAAAAUACCUGCAUCCAUACGUGUAGGUACAAGGUGCCAUAAGGGUUAUGUUUUAACAAAUUCCUGCUAGAAUAGAAUGGAUAAUGUUAUUUAUUGUCAUAAUAUUAUCUGAAACUGGGCCACUCUACAGGUUUUGAUGCUGGAAAGCUUCAGUUAAAGGGGACCUAUUAUGCAAAAUUCACAUUUUGCACAUUUUUCUCGUUCCGUUUGGGUUUCUAAAAGCAGCGCAAGCGCUUUGAAAAACUUUUUUUGGAAAUAAAUUCAUGAGUUUCAAAAACCUCCCAAUUGUUAAGUCACAUUCCACAGGCACAGCGCCGUUGAUUAGCAACCCCACCCAGGCCCAGCUCUGUUACCUAGUAACCCUACUCCAGCACGUUUGGUCAGCUGGGUUUAACACUGCUGGAAAAGACAAGUGUAUUCUUGUUGACUUGUAACUCCACGAUCUAUUUAUCGGCUAAUUUGCUCAUGUGCUAAAAGAAAUACUUCCAAGAAAGGUAUGUUUUUUUUUUCUCUUGGUAAUCAUUGUAAUUGUAAAAAUUCAAUUUCGUUCAAUUCAAAAAGGCUUUAUUGAUCCGACAGGGAAAUGAAAUGCUGUUGAAACUAAUAUUUAUUCAAACAUUUUCACAGAGUUAUUGUAGAUGUUAUAUAUAAAUAAAUAAAUAAAUAAGAAUAAAAAUAUUUUUAAUUAUUAUAAGCUUUAAAUAAAAGUAAAUAGUACAUGUUUUAAAGAGAAUAACUAAAAAUAAGAAUAAAUACAGUAUUAUUGGAUUUUGAAAGACUUAUUUUCUAAAAAUGACCUUCCAGUAAAUGUUUGUAUCUGUGAAUCACACGUGAAGAACGAUAGAGUAAUAUUAGGAUAUAGUCUUAUACAAUUGAUUACACCUUUAGCUAAUCUCAUAAAAGAUAUGAUUGUUAUGAAAGUAAAGGUCCUUUUUUCAUCCACGAUAAGUAUCUCACAGUUCCUUCAGUCGUAUUACAUUUUUUUACUGAAUAAUGAUCUUUGAACCAAAUUAUAAAAUGUAUUAUUCAUUAAGAGAAUUAUAACAUAGUCCAGAAAAAUAGCAUAGGUAGUUUUUUAAUUAAUGUAAAUUAAUAUGUUAAUGUAUAUUUUGAGAAUGAUCCAGAAGUAUUUUCUUCAGUGCAUGCGGAAGUUAGCCAGCGGUACGGAUUGUGUUUCCUGAACAGACCGUGCAGUGGCAACGCAUUUUUGUUGGUCGUGCGGGAGGAUCCUCUUCUGCUUUUCAAAGAUACACAGUUAUAUAAUUGUGCAUCUGUUUGCGUUUUUUCAGCCUCCUGUCCCCUCUUCCUGUCAUUUAAAGUCACAGCAGGCUCUAAAACAUCUGAACUGACCACACUAAAAUCUCAUUAUCUGAGAAUGAUUUAGUGCAAAACCUGUAAUGAACCAGUAAAACUAUUGUUGAGCAGGUAAAAAAAAAAGAUCCCAAAAAACAAAUAUUUGCAUUUUAAUUUAUUGAAUUUUGUGUCCUCCAGUAGUUUAAAUUUUCCAGUUAGGGCCCCCAAAGGGAUAUCGUUUUGGUCACCCCCUGCCCUAGACCUAACCUGUUCAAAGAAGCAUAAUAGGUCACCUUUAAAUGAAUUAUCCAAAAUUAUUUACUACGAACUGAGUUUACCCUGGUCAUACAACACAUUAUGCACACAUUUCUGCACUCUCCAUGCAUGUGCCAAUCUUUCCAAGGGCUCUGCAAUGCCUUAAGGCUGAGUCGGUCUCUCCUGUUUCAGGAGACGGAGGGAGGAGUUCUGUGAAAACUGUUUUCAGUGUUAGCACCGUCUGAUCUACAGCCUUCUGUCCCCCCUUCCUGUCAGAGCUCAAUCUCCCUGCCCAGAUGCCUCAGCUCCUUGUCAGGUUGCAGCUGCUUCAGAGAGCAUCCAGCCUGAACUUUACAAAGAAAAGCCAACAGCAGCUAUUUCCUCCCUCUACCAGGAGCUUUCUUUUCCUGCGCUUACGUGUAAAGUCUUCGCCUCCCCCGUCUCCCGUCACUUCUAAACUCGCUGCCGGUUGCUCUGGACGAUCUGCAAACUGCAUGGCUUGAAAACGUUUCUGCCUGUGCUGCACAUUUUUCCAGUCGUAGCUUAGCAACCGGGGCUCCUGAUCGUUUCCCCUGUUCUCCCCAAUGUUGGAGUGCAAAGAUUCAGCUUGACAUAAACCAAGUGCUUUAUGGGACCAAAGAUGAGCCGGGCCCUUCGCUCUCUAACGUUCCGUUCAGAACCUUCUGGCCUAGCCACAAACCACCACCCCGUGUGCCACUUCAUCUCUUAAUGGCAACACCACUGCCUGAUGCUUCCUUUGACGAGAGUCCAAAGGGUCGACCCGAAAGACUCGCCGAAGACAGCGGCCGUGAUUCUGAGAAGACGCCAGCUGCGUUUCCAUUGAUUAUAAAUUAGCCUAAAGUUGCAGUAUGUAACAAACUCCAGUUGUUGGUCAUGUGACU
This is a messenger RNA of Poecilia reticulata (guppy), 4639 nucleotides long. Its product is annotated as calpain-5-like. Gene Ontology annotation, molecular function: calcium-dependent cysteine-type endopeptidase activity. Gene Ontology annotation, cellular component: cytoplasm. The record is from RefSeq and is a predicted model, not a curated record. NCBI's taxonomy places the organism in Eukaryota, Metazoa, Chordata, Actinopteri, Cyprinodontiformes, Poeciliidae. Gene Ontology annotation, biological process: proteolysis.